Molecule: messenger RNA, 2003 nt
Organism: Anguilla rostrata (American eel)
Lineage: Eukaryota; Metazoa; Chordata; Actinopteri; Anguilliformes; Anguillidae
Product: deleted in malignant brain tumors 1 protein-like
Biological process (GO): zymogen activation
Cellular component (GO): plasma membrane
Molecular function (GO): serine-type endopeptidase activity
Source: RefSeq, a predicted model, not a curated record
AUGGAGGCAGCCCAUGUGCUGGGAGAGUGGAGGUUUACCAUCGGGGAGUGGGGGACGGUGUGUGAUGAUCACUGGGGUUUGAAAGAUGCUGGGGUGGUGUGUAGACAGCUGGGCUGUGGAGAUGCUGUAGAUGGACCAGGAGAUGGUCACUUUGGAGCAGGGUCUGGGACAAUAUGGAUGGAUGAUGUGUCCUGCAGGGGAUCAGAAUCCACACUGAAGAAGUGUGGGUCAGGAGGAUGGGGUAAACAUAACUGUGAUCAUGGAGAGGAUGCUGGAGUGAUCUGCUCAGAGGUCAGGCUGGUGGGCGGGGCUGACCUGUGCUCUGGGAGAGUAGAGGUGCAUCAUGGGAGCUCCUGGGGCACGGUGUGUGAUGCUGACUUUGACCGGUGGGACGCAGAGGUUGUGUGCAGGGAGCUGGGCUGUGGAGUUCCUAAAGAGCUGUGGGGGGCAGCUGCGUUUGGCCAGGGGGAGGGCCAGGUGUGGGCAGAGGAGAUUCAGUGUUCAGGCAACGAAUCUCAGAUUUACUUCUGUCCCAAAGCACCCUCACAGAAUCAACCCUGCUCCCAUGGAAACGAUGCGGGACUGGUGUGUUCUGGCAGUGAGGAUGUGAGGCUGGUGAAUGAAAGCAGCCCCUGUGCUGGGAGAGUGGAGGUUUACCAUCAGGGAGAGUGGGGGACAGUGUGUCAUGGGGGCUGGGGUUUGACACAUGCUGGGGUGGUGUGUAAACAGCUGGGCUGUGGAGAUGCUGUAGAUGCACCAGGAGAUGCUCACUUUGGAGAAGGGUCUGGGAGAAUAUGGAUGGAUGAUGUGUCCUGCUGGGGAUCAGAAUCCACACUGAAGGAGUGUGACUCACCAGGAUGGGGUGUACAUAACUGUGGUCAUGGAGAUGAUGCUGGAGUGAUCUGCUCAGGCAGUGAGUAUGUGAGGCUGGUGAAUGGAAGCAGCCCCUGUGCUGGGAGAGUGGAGGUUUACCAUCAGAGAGAGUGGGGGACAGUGUGUGAUAAUGACUGGGAUAUGCCAGAUGCUAGGGUGGUGUGUAAACAGCUGAGCUGUGGAGAUGCUGUAGAAGCACCAGGAGAUGCUCACUUUGGACACGGGUCUGGGAGAAUAUGGAUAGAUUAUGUGUCCUGCAGGGGAUCAGAAUCCACACUGAAGGAGUGUGACUCACGAGGAUGGGGUAAACAUAACUGUGGUCAUGGAGAUGAUGCUGGAGUGAUCUGCUCAGGCAACGUCAGGCUGGUGGGCGGGACUGACCUGUGCUCUGGAAGAGUAGAGGUGCAGCAUGGGAGCUCCUGGGGCACGGUGUGUGAUGCUGACUUUGACCAGCGGGACGCAGAGGUUGUGUGCAGGGAGCUGCGCUGUGGAGUUUCUAAAGAGCUGCGGGGGGCAGCUGCGUUUGGCCAGGGGGAGGGCCAGGUGUGGGCAGAGGAGAUUCAGUGUUCAGGCAACGAAUCUCACAUUUCCUUCUGUCCCAAAGCACUCUCACAGAAUGAAUCCUGCUCCCAUGGAAACGAUGUGGGACUGGUGUGUUCUGGGUACACUGAGUCCAGGCUGGCUGACGGCCCUGAUAACUGCUCUGGUCGAGUGGAGCUGCAGCACCUGGGUACCUGGGGGACAGUGUGUGAUGCAUGCUGGGACAGGAGAGCCUCCAAUGUCCUCUGUCAGCAGCUGAAGUGUAGGACUGCAGUGGCAGUGCCAGGACAGGCCUGGUUUGGAGAGGGAAGUGGGCCAAUCAGGGCUGAUGUGUUUGAUUGCCAUGGGAACGAGACACGCCUCUCACAGUGUGCUGUUUCCUCAUGGAGCCGAGCUGUGCUCUCACAUGAACAGGAUGUUGGAGUCAUCUGCUCUGGUGAGGAGUCCUGCUCUCUGUACUGUGUACAUGGCACAAUUUAGCACACAUUUACUGCAGAGAGAGAGAGAGAGAGAGAGAGAGAGAGAGAGAGAGAGAGAGAGAGAGAGAGAGAGAGAGAGAGAGAGAGAGAGAGAGAGAGAGAGAGAGAGAG